Molecule: messenger RNA, 1083 nt
Organism: Dibothriocephalus latus
Lineage: Eukaryota; Metazoa; Platyhelminthes; Cestoda; Diphyllobothriidea; Diphyllobothriidae
Source: the annotation of a GenBank genome assembly
AUGGUAAUAUUUGCUGAAAGCAUAAUUUUCAACCCUGAUUACCAGCCUCACCACCAACUGGAAAAUCAGCCAGGCUAUGAUGGCUGUCUGGCCACGGUUUCAGUAUCACAAACAUCACCCGAGCAUGAACUGGAUUACGUCUAUGACCCCGUAAACCCUCUGCGGUUUGUCAAGACCCUUCUGAAUGUUGAAGCGGGCUGUCACCUAAGGGGUGAUGUGUGGGAGGAGGACACUGAUGCUACCUGUCGUCCAGUUGCCACAACAGUCGCAUUUUCUGAAUCCGAGCGUGGUUGCGCGGUCCUCGAAUUUAAUCCUUUGCGCAACACAACAAAAGAUGCAAUUGCUUUCGGAAUCCAGACAAAACAUCGCGAACCGAAGCGCUCUGUACUGCGGCUGACAUACAAUAUGGGAAGUGGCAUUCAAGUUCUCCAGGACAGUAGCAUUGACCUCGCGGACGGUAAUUUUCAUGUCAUCCGAGUUGUGCGAACAAUGUCAACAGCCAAGCUGCAAAUCGAUUCCGAGGAUGUCCUGGAGCGUCAUAAUCCCAACGCAAAUGGCACAGACUUUAAUGAAGUCCAUCAGCUCUUUAUUGGAUGCGAUCCGACAACACUGAAGUCUAGAAAUAGUGAAGCGUUUCCGUCUUGGACAAAAGACUCUGCACAGAACAGAUACUUCGUCGGUCAUCUGACAGGUUUAACCCUAAAUGGGAUUUCAAUCGGUGACAUUCUAAUUGGUGAAUCUGUUCCCGGCUUAUAUGUAAAGAUGUCCCAAGCCCUGGUAAUUGAUCCCUCAUUUACGCCUAACCUGCGACAGUCCUCCUAUCUGCCGGCAAACGAUAUGGAAGCUAUUCAGCCGAUUGUUUCCCGAUCGCCAAGUACCAGAGCAAAUCCUCUUGUCAUUGCAAAACCGACGUGCAUUGAACCGGAGGACUACAGCAAACUGGCUAAUUGCAAACCCUCCAAUCCGCAUGGAAUCGUCCAACCGCGCUGGAAUCUGCCCCCGCUGGAGGCAAAGGACAACGGUCGCUGGAAUAAAGAACAGUACGCUAUUGUUUUGCUAAUUUUUUUGUCCCAAUUGAUAUAA